Messenger RNA from Dibothriocephalus latus, 438 nucleotides. The record is from the annotation of a GenBank genome assembly. NCBI's taxonomy places the organism in Eukaryota, Metazoa, Platyhelminthes, Cestoda, Diphyllobothriidea, Diphyllobothriidae.
AUGGACGAUCGAUCGUUGGUGGCGGAACACUGCGCGAAUUCCGAACACAAAUUCUGCUUCAAGAAUGCCGAAAUUCUGGGUCAAGGAAAUGACUUCGUGAUCAGGGAAAUAAUCGAAGCCUGGCACACGGAUAAAGCCUCAAUCAACCGUUGUGUUGCACUUCCCAUGGCAUGCCAAGCUCUUCGAACGCAUCUCAAUGAAGAAAAGAGCAAACGAGACCAUAAACGGAAUGCGUAUCCACAUAAUCGCGAGCCGAUGAUGGACACAUACAUAACUGGGCCACAACCGGAAGUGGCAAUCAUCAGCUCAGCCAGUUCAUCCGGUCAGUCUGCGAUUGUGAAACCAGGUGGAGGCUUGAGCGCAAAAAGGAUUGCCGGCCUAGGGCGACUUCUUCGAUUGAUGGCAGCUGGCGAGCCGAUGGUGGACACACACACAUAG